Amphibalanus amphitrite is the source of this 782-nucleotide messenger RNA. Its product is annotated as holotricin-3-like. Bases 29 to 520 code for a protein of 163 amino acids. The record is from RefSeq and is a predicted model, not a curated record. Lineage: Eukaryota; Metazoa; Arthropoda; Thecostraca; Balanomorpha; Balanidae. The transcript has a single exon.
CAGCCUGUUCUGUCAGCCAGCGAUCAGCAUGAAGGUCCUGUCGGCUCUGGUGGUGCUCUCUGCGCUCUGCGCACUCGCCCUGGCCAGCCCGGGAGGCUACGGCGGCUACGGCGGCGGACACAAGGGAGGCUACGGCGGCUACGGCGGCGGACACAAGGGAGGCUACGGCGGCUACGGCGGAGGACACAAGGGAGGCUACGGCGGCGGCUACGGCGGCGGACACAAGGGAGGCUACGGCGGCGGACACAAGGGAGGCUACGGCGGCUACGGCGGCGGACACAAGGGAGGCUACGGCGGCUACGGCGGCGGCUACGGCGGCGGACACAAGGGAGGCUACGGCGGCUACGGCGGCGGCUACGGCGGCGGACACAAGGGAGGCUACGGCGGCUACGGCGGCGGACACAAGGGAGGCUUCGGUGGCUACGGCGGAGGACACAAGGGCGGCUACGGCGGCUACGGCGGAGGACACAAGGGAGGCUACGGCGGCGGCUACGGUGGCUACGGCGGAGGCUACCACUAGCUGGGCUAAUGGGCUCCCUGGCUUGCUGGAUACGUCCCACAGACACCACCAACUGGAGAGUUUUGGCAGAGCCAGUGGUGUCAUGGGACCCAAGUGUGUGUUUUUGGGAGGGCAGAAUGUUCCAAAUGUAAAUUUAUCUGAAUGUGACCUGUUUCUGCAGAGAAUGUUGGGCCCCAGCCUGAAUGGGGGUUUGACCUAUGUCAAUGGCCAUUAUAUUUGUGUUUCCAGACUUCUUUGUAAUAAUAGAUGAAUACAUAUACAU